UAGUGUUAAUACCAUCUACAAUAAACUAAACCUUUAAUCUUUUUAAACACAAAUAUAUGCUUUCUUUCAAAUCUAAAGAGGAAGAAGCAAAGAAAACCAGCGAUAAAGACUCGGAAAACAAUACACAGACGUGUAGGUGCAUGGAUAACUUGUUUCAGAAAGUUGCCAACUUUGUGUUGGGAGAGAAUUAUGGGAGGAAGAAGACGACAGUUAAAGGGAAAGUGGUGUUGAUGAAGAAGAAUGUGCUUGAUUUCAAUGACUUGGGGGCGUCGGUUCUCGAUCGAGCUCAUGAGUUGAUUGGACAACAUAUAUCUAUUCGGUUCAUUAGCGCGACUCAUGCUGAUAGCACAUCCACAGAAAAGAAGUUUAGAGGGAAGCUUGGAAAACCAGCAAUCUUGGAGGACUGGAUUAGCACCAUUACCCCUCUCACUGUAGGGGAAUCAACAUAUGAAGUCACAUUUGAUUGGGAUGUAGAGAUUGGACUACCAGGAGCCUUUCUGAUCCAAAAUCUUCACCACAGUGAAUUUUAUCUUAUGACACUUACUCUUGAAAAUGUUCCUGGCCAUGGCCAUGGCCAAGUCCAUUUUGUUUGUAACUCAUGGGUUUACCCUUCAAAAUACUAUACCAAUGAUCGCAUAUUCUUCGCUAAUAAGGCAUAUCUUCCUAGUGAGACUCCUGCGUUACUACGCCCAUACAGAGAGGAAGAGAUGGUAAUCUUGAGAGGAGAUGGGACUGGAAUGCUUGAAAAAUGGGACAGGGUUUAUGAUUAUGCUUUGUAUAACGACUUGGGAGAUCCAGACGACGAGGAGAAAGUACGCCCGGUUAUUGGAGGGUCAUCUGAGUACCCGUACCCGCGUAGGGGUAGAACAAGCAGACCACCAACCGAAUCAGAUCCUAACACUGAAACCAGACUUUCGCUUGUCGAGAGUAUGAAAAUUUAUGUUCCAAGAGAUGAGAGGUUUGGACAUUUGAAGAAGUCUGAUUUUCUUGCUUAUGGAGUUGAAUCAAUCCUUAAAUUUCUUCUCCCUGAGGUUGAGGCUAUAGCUGAUGACACCCUAAAUGAGUUUGACUCAUUUGAAGAUGUCAUGAAACUUUACAAUGGUGGAAUCAAGCUUCCCCAAGGACCAUUACUUGAUGGACUACUAGAAAACAUUUCUUUACAAAUGUUUAAAGAAAUUAUACGGUCUGAUGGUGAGGGGCUUGCUAAGUACUCAAUACCACAAGUCAUUGAAGCUGAUCUAUCUGCCUGGAGCACUGAUGAGGAAUUUGCAAGAGAAAUGUUGGCUGGAGUCAACCCGGUUUCUAUUCAGCUUUUGAAAGUUUUUCCGCCAAUUAGCAAGCUGGAUGCCAAUGUCUAUGGUAACCAAAAUAGUUCAAUAGGAGCACCUCACAUAGAGGAACAUCUGGAUGGUCUAGAAGUGGAUGAGGCACUAAAAGCAAAUCGACUUUUUAUAUUGGAUCACCAUGACACACUGAUGCCAUACGUGAAGCGAAUCAACGCAACUUCCAACAAGAUUUACGCCACGCGAACUUUACUAUUUUUACAAAAAGAUGGAACUUUAAAACCAGUAGCCAUUGAACUAAGCCUGCCCCAUGAAGAUGAAAAGUUAGGUGCCAUUAGCAAAGUAUGCACCCCUGCUAAAGAUGGAGUGGAAGCCACAAUUUGGCAGUUGGCUAAAACAUAUGUGGCCGUGAAUGAUUCUGGUGUUCAUCAACUCAUCAGUCAUUGGUUGAAUACACAUGCUGUUAUUGAGCCUUUUGUGAUCGCAACAAAUAGGCAUUUAAGCGUUAUGCAUCCCAUCAAUAAGCUUCUCCACCCUCAUUUUCGUGAUACGAUGAACAUUAAUGCCUCUGCUAGGAAUGUCUUGAUCAAUAGUAAAGGGAUUCUUGAGAGAACCUUCUUUACGGGGAAAUACUCAAUUGAGAUAUCUUCAAAGAUAUACAAGAAUUGGGUGUUCCCUAACCAAGCUCUCCCUGUUGAGCUUGUAUUGAGGGGGAUGGCAGUUGAGGACUCAAAUGCUCCUCAUGGCCUACGCUUAACAAUUGAAGAUUACCCAUAUGCUGUAGAUGGGCUUGAGAUAUGGUCGGCGAUUAAAACAUGGGUUCAGGAUUACUGCACAUUUUAUUACAAAAAUGAUGACAUGGUGCAAAGUGACACUGAACUCCAGUCAUGGUGGAAGGAACUUCGCGAGGAGGGACAUGGUGACUUGAAACACGAGCCUUGGUGGCCUAAAAUGAGUUCAGUUAAAGAUGUAAUUGAUAAUUGCACAAUAAUUAUAUGGAUAUCUUCUGCUCUUCAUGCAGCAGUGAACUUUGGGCAAUACCCUUAUGCAGGUUAUCCCCCUAAUCGUCCAACUCUAAGUCGUAGACUUUUACCCGAACCAAACACUCCCGAAUAUGGUGAACUAAAAGAGGAUCCUAAGAAAGUUUUAUUGAAAACCAUUAGUCCACAAGUACAAUCACUUCUCAGUAUUACUUUGAUAGAGAUAUUGUCAAGGCAUACAUCAGAUGAGAUCUACCUUGGGCAAAGAGAGUGUCCACAGUGGACAAUGGACCCUGAACCUCUGAAGGCAUUCGAAAAAUUUGGCAAUAAGCUUAGAGAAAUUGAGGAAAAAAUUGUGAAGAUGAACCAAGAUGAGAGGUUGAAGAAUAGGUAUGGACCAGUUAAGGUACCAUACACCCUACUCUACCCUAGUAGUCAAGAGGGACUUACCGGAAGAGGCAUACCAAAUAGUGUGUCAAUAUGAAUGGUUGUUUGUUCAUUAAGUACAUUUGUGUGUUUUCGUUUGGACUAGUAUGAAAUCAGUGUAAAAAAAGUUGAACAUCAUUUGAUUCUUUGAUUGUAAUGUAUCAAUGUUUUGUAAAUCGUAAUCAAAACUGUGUAUUACUAGA
Helianthus annuus (common sunflower) is the source of this 2892-nucleotide messenger RNA. RefSeq names its product probable linoleate 9S-lipoxygenase 5. The record is from RefSeq and is a predicted model, not a curated record. Gene Ontology annotation, biological process: lipid oxidation. Gene Ontology annotation, molecular function: oxidoreductase activity, acting on single donors with incorporation of molecular oxygen, incorporation of two atoms of oxygen; metal ion binding; protein binding. The coding region runs from base 57 to 2747 and encodes 896 amino acids. Lineage: Eukaryota; Viridiplantae; Streptophyta; Magnoliopsida; Asterales; Asteraceae. The transcript is spliced from 9 exons.